AUGAAGGCUUGCGUGCCGGUGCAAGUCCAAGCGGCGUUGGACCUGCUCUCCACUACUGUGUCCCCUUCGGACACUGCGCUGCUGUUCGUGGUGGGCGAGGAAAAGGGCGGCGACGGCAUGCGCCAUUUCUCCUCGUCGCAGGUCUAUAACCACAUGCGCAACAACUACAAGGUCAUCCUCUUUGGCGACCCGACCAAGGGCAAACUGUCACCAGGAAGGACGUGUAUAAGGAUCGAUUCAAGCAUGGCUACUUCAAUCGACCGCACGCUACUUGAGGGAAUCGCUUUCGACGCAGCCACAGAGUGUUUGAGAUACAUCGACAGUGUCACAGCAGGGAACGAAGGGCCGGAAGGUGUUGCCGAUGUCGCCAGUCGGAUUGUGAGAACACACAUCACAGACAGGCUUAGGUGCCUAUUUCCGACUGACGAUGUGCUGGACGCCCUCAUUACGAAGGGGACAAGCGGUCGGACCUGGGUUAUGAAACCGAUCGAUGCCGCCAACCAGUUCGUGCAAGGCUACAGACAUUGGGCCAUCUCUUUCGGCCUUUUCGAUGGCACACGCCCGCUCUUUGGCGUUAUAUACAUGCCAGGGCAAGGAAAGAUGGUCUCUGGUGGCGUCCACUGGCCGCCUACUCUGAAUGGCCAUCCUAUGCAGAAGCUUUCCAUUCCCACGGUAAAGCGUAUCUCCUUUGCCGUGUCGUGGGACAUGAAGAGAUCGGAUCCGGCUUUCCUCCAAUUGGCACAGCACAAUGCAAGAUUCCGGUACCGCGAGGACCCUGUGCUCGCGCUCAUCACGGUGAUGUCAGGUCAAUUUGAAGGCUAUAUCAACGAUUCCAUUGCGGUCAAAGACCUGAUCGGGCCUCUUGCAAUUCUGAGCGCACUUGGUGUGGCCUACGACAUUGCCCCCGCAAGCGGGCACGGCGGCAAAGGAGUGAGAGUCCAUAUCGGCUGGCCCAACCGAGGACCCGUACGUGGCGUUGGCGACGAUCAAAAUUGUUUGGCUCUGCUACUCAAUGAACCUCGCGAAUGGAAAAUUGCUUGCAGGGGUGGUCCCGGCAUGUAA
Fonsecaea erecta is the source of this 1062-nucleotide messenger RNA. RefSeq lists its product as hypothetical. The record is from RefSeq and is a predicted model, not a curated record. Bases 1 to 1062 code for a protein of 353 amino acids. The transcript has 2 exons. NCBI's taxonomy places the organism in Eukaryota, Fungi, Ascomycota, Eurotiomycetes, Chaetothyriales, Herpotrichiellaceae.